AUGCGCUGGCGUUACAGCGAAUUACUGGCGGGAGCAGUUGCAAACCUUGCCACAGUUUCGGUAGGUUGUGGCAUAGCAUGGCCCUCCUCGACGUUUCAGAAGCUAUCCGAGGCUGAUCGCGAGGAUAAUCCUUUCGCUGAAGUGUUGUCCGAGAAAGUUAAGUUGUGGUCCGAAACGGCCUUAGCAAUCGGUGGUCUUGCCGGACCAUUGCUGGCGUGCUGGAUCACACGACGAAAGGGGCCACGUCUAGCGCUACUACUUAGCAGCGUCCUGUACAUUGCAGCCUGGCUGCUGUUUAUGAUCGUUGGAUCAAUCUCACUGCUCAUAGUGGCGCGCACCAUUAUUGGCCUGGCUAACGGUUACGUGUUAUUGGUGGUGACACUCUACAUUGGAGAGAUUGCCAGUGAUCAGUACCGUGGAGCAUUGGGAUGUUUCAUUCAGAUCGGAAGCACACUGGGCAUCCUGAUAGUAUACUGUACCGGACCGUUUGUGAGCUAUUUCAUGCUACAGGUAAUUUGCUGUGCAGUUCCAAUUCUGUUCGGUACAUUGUUCCUGUACAUGCCAGAAACGCCUCACUAUCUGGUACAGCGUGGCCACAACCAGCGGGCAUUAGAAACACUGAUGUUCCUGAGAGGAGCUCGCAAUACUGAAGAAGUUAAAUCGGAACUGGAAGAGAUACAAGAGUACGUGAAGCGGCGUGACGGGGAUGAUGGUGCACCAGUACGAACAGUCCAUCAUCUGAAACAUCUGCUGACAAACCGAGGCAAUCGUAAGGCACUAUUGAUCAGCUUAGGAUUGGUACUGUUUCAACAGUGGUCCGGCAUCGACAUCAUUCUCGCCAACAGUGAGCUACUGUUCGCCGAAUCGAACGCUUCCCUAGGACCAAUCUAUGGUACAAUUGCGCUGGGUGUGCUCCAAUUUCUAUCGAGCUGCUCAACACCGCUCUUCAUCGAACGUACUGGACGCCGCCCAAUACUGCUGGUAUCAUCGAUCGGACUAGCGAUUGCACUAGCAACGCUCGGGACAUAUUUCAUGCUAAGUCGCCACGCUGUUUCGAUAGUGUCAAUUCGCUGGUUACCACUUACAGCUUUGCUAGGCUUCGUGACACUUUUCAACGGUGGCUUUGGUCCGGUUGCAUGGGCGAUCGUAAUGGAGAUCUUUGCCCACGAGCUCAAACCGAUCGGUGUAACAUUGUCCGUGCUCGGCUCGGUACUGUUCGAUUAUACCAUCCUGCAGCUUAUCACCGUGCUCACAACGGCUGCUGGCCUAGAUUGGGCGUUCUGGGUACUGGCGUGCAUCUGUGCUGCAGCUGGUGCGUUCUGCUGGAUAUGCGUCAUCGAAACAGGCGCACUUAACCUGCUCGAGAUACAGGAACGGUUGAGCGGUAUCAAAACGGCACGGUUAUGA
Molecule: messenger RNA, 1407 nt
Organism: Anopheles maculipalpis
Lineage: Eukaryota; Metazoa; Arthropoda; Insecta; Diptera; Culicidae
Product: facilitated trehalose transporter Tret1-2 homolog
Exons: 2
Coding region: 1-1407 (468 amino acids)
Biological process (GO): transmembrane transport
Cellular component (GO): membrane
Molecular function (GO): transmembrane transporter activity
Source: RefSeq, a predicted model, not a curated record